Molecule: messenger RNA, 585 nt
Organism: Rotaria sp. Silwood1
Lineage: Eukaryota; Metazoa; Rotifera; Eurotatoria; Philodinida; Philodinidae
Source: the annotation of a GenBank genome assembly
AUGUCGUUAUCGUCUCGAUUAAACAAUAUUUCGUCUUCGUCAAAACAGUCGAUUAUUUCAUUAAGUAAUAUUGAUACAACAUCAUCUCAUAACAAUAAUCAAUUCGUUUCUUAUAAUAAUAAUAAAAUUUUCUAUGAUGAAAAACAACCUAUUAAUACAGUUUCAUCCGAUAUCAAAUUUAAUCAAACUAUUGAUCAAGCUGUUGAAUAUUUCGAACAAAUUCUUACACAAUGUGUUACACCAUCAACUACAUCACUGAACAAAGAUAAUAAUCAACAAGAUCGUAAAAAUGAUAUAAAAUUAAAAAUUGAAACUAAAAAACGUGAUUGUGAAGAAUUUUUAAAUUCAUUAAAUAAAAAACCAAAUUUUAAAAUAAAACAACGUAAUCAAAAAAUUGAUUGUCGUAAAUGGUGUGAAGAACAAAAUCAACGAAUGACAAAAUAUUAUAAUUCAAUUGAUGAUAAUAAUAGAACAUAUGAUUCAAAAACUCGAAAUAUUUCUGGAUCAAUAUUCUAUUGUCGUAAAGCUCUUUUACAAAAAUCUGAUGGUAUUACUUAUAUUUGUAUUCGAAAACGAUUUAAUUAA